Messenger RNA from Microthlaspi erraticum, 975 nucleotides. The record is from the annotation of a GenBank genome assembly. Lineage: Eukaryota; Viridiplantae; Streptophyta; Magnoliopsida; Brassicales; Brassicaceae.
AUGGUAUCAGAGCGAGACGAUCUUGAGAACAUCGACUCCGAUACAGAGAUCUUGCCUAAUCCGGGCAACUUGGCGAUGGCGUUAGUUGAGAAAGAGAUGAAAGGAGCAUACCAGCUCUCGGCGACUGAGAAUCCUGCGGUGCGGACUGCGCUGCGAGUAAAGAAGAAGUUUGGUUUCGUUGACGGAAGUGUGACGGAGCCGGCGAAAGAUGCAGCAGACCAUGAAGAUUGGCUUUCUGCUAAAUCAAUGGUGACUUUGUGGAUCUUAAACACAGUGGAUUCUAAAGUAAGAAGAACUUUGGCAAACAAAGAAGAUCCAGCGGAGCUGUGGAAAGAGAUUAAGGAACGAUUCUCUGAAGGAAACGGACCAAGAAUUCAGGAGAUCAAGGCUGAACUGGCGUGUGGAUUAUGCAAGUGCAACUUGAAUUCCGAACUUGAGAAGAAACGAGAAGAAGAUCGGAUUCACCAGUUUCUUCUAGGGCUUGAUGAUGCUAUCUAUGGAGGAGUUCGCACUUCAAUCAUCAGCACUGAUCCUCUUCCAAACCUUAACCAAGUUUACUCCAAAGUAAAAUCUGUUGAGAGAAUCAACACGGUGAUGCGUGGAAGAGAACAACAAACACCUCAAACGGCGUUUGUGACACAGAGAAACAGUGUAAUGUCCAAAGAGGAGAAGCUCAAACUGACAUGCACAAACUGUAAGAAGAAAGGACACACCGCAGAGACAUGCUAUCAAACCAUCGGAUAUCCAGAAUGGUGGGGAGAAAGAGCAGGACAACAAGGAGGAGGUCGCGGUGGUGGUCGUGGAAUGGGAAGAGGACGCGGAAUGGUUCGAGCCAAUGCCGUGAUAGGUCCAAACAGUGGUGAUGGUGAAAUCAGCACUGAAGCAGAACGAAGUGGGUACAUUGGACUCACUAACGAACAAUGGAGCACACUAAUCAAGCUAUUGGAAGAGAAACAAGGAGCAACACCUGCUUGA